AUGCACAAUUUCAAUCGACCAGAGACUGCGAUCCUCAAACGACAACAUCGCCCCAGUGACCCCACGUAUAAUGGUAGCUAUGCUAGAGACCCAACGAAUUCUGCCAAACGAGAGCUAGAUUUGGAGAAGCACGUCGAGUAUCUUCAAACACUUAAAAUACAGCUAAAGCAUGACUACAUGGCCACAUGGAAAAGUAUAAGAACGAUUGGGAGCACUUCUCUGUUUCUCUUUGAGCCUAGCUACGAUCGCUUCAUUGACUGUAGUAGCUCUUCUACACUGCUCUACUCAGGCAAUGCAGGAGCAGGAAAGUCAGUCAUACUUGCCAAUAUGGUCGAUAAUGUGGAUCGGAGACAGCUUGAAAACGCUCAAAUUGUCUUUUUCUUUUACCUACAGGAUGAAGUUAAUUCCCUACAGGCUCUAGUUAUUCUUGGCGCCAUAUAUCACCAAGUACUAAAACGCUUAGUGCUCACAUCACGUGCCUCACACGUAUCAAAAGGUCUCGGAGUCUUGUCCACCAUUCUAGAUAUUACUGUGGAUAUAGCGUCCGACUUACGGAUUGCUCUAGAAGCAGCCGGCAUGACAUACUUAGUCCUUGAUGGGCUUAAUAAGUGUCAAGAGUCUGAGCGAACCAAGGUGAUUGGGGUACUGCAAUGUCUUCAAACCCAAUGCUCUCUAUCAAUAUGUCUCUCAACAAGACCAGGAGUCCUGACUGGCAUUGGAUGGACCAACCUUCACUCUAUCGAUAUUCCGACUGACAACCCCGAUGUCUCAUCUUAUAUUGACUCGGAAACAUCUCGACUUCUGAACCAUGGGGAGUUGACGAUCGCAGACCCUACUCUGGAGCUUCAAAUUAGAUCUGCGUUGACCACAGCUGCAAAGGGGAACUUUGUACGGGCUAAGAGAAGUAUAGAGUUGCUAUGUGCGCACAAAACGGAUUCCGAUAUAGUUCGACUCCUGGCCGACUUUCGAGAAGACUUCAAUGAUAUCGAUACUGAGGCUAUGCAAAGCAAAUCACCAACAUCACCUGCGCCAAUUGCGCCUUCAGGUUUUACGGACUCGGCAUAUGCGUCUGCAUCGCUAAUGGAUCACAUCAACAAGAACACGAAUGAUGGCCCAGCUGUUGAUCAGUCGUUACAAGGCCUAGAUCACCCUACCAUUGACGACUCUGCCACUGAAUACUCCGAUGUCUCAAGUACCACGUUCUCCAGAAAGCAGCUGUACAUACAGGAGCUGGCUAAAGACCUAUACAAUAAAAUGAGCUUUCAAGCUGUUGAUUCGGGUCAAGAUCAUCGAGUUAGUAUAUCCGCUACGCUACCACGCCUGCUCAAGGUUUUCGCUUUGAAGAUUGGGUACUGCGCAACUACUCAAAUGCAUCAGGAUGUGAUGGCUUUUGUUCAUAGGCACAGAAGUGGGAUUACCGAAGCCUUUCUAGACAUAUAUCUUAGCCAGAGAGAAAUGGAGCCUCAGGAGAUCGCAUGCCCUACCCCCGUUGAGGUUGAGCCAAUGGACGUCAUCUACCCUAGCCAGGCGGAGGUUGAGCUGAGAGAAAUCCAAGGUCAGCCUCACGGUAUGAGUCCGAAUGAGGUUAUGGCUCUCUGGGAGCAAAGCGAAGAUAGGGAGCAAACUUUGAUUGUAGAGGGCCUGGACAACCUUGAGUUACUGGAGACGGAGGAAGAGGAUGAAUAUGAAGAGGCUGACAUCUGGGUUGCGGCGUAUCGAGACUUCGCCCCCGGUACCGAAGCUUACUCCUGGUUAAUGACCCAGCUCCAAAGGAAUAUGAAUUCUGUUCUGGAAGAACCAACGGCCAUUCAACUAAUCCGAGAUCAGGUAUUAUCUUCAGUCCCAUCCCCUCAGAAGAUCAGCAGAAGCGUAUCCUCUGAGAGUUGUAGCGUGCUAUUCAACCUGGACUGGGAUAUUCUUGAGUUCUUUGACUCGCAAGAGUACUUCGGACGAGGUACUUACAGCAGUGAUUACUCUGACUGGAUCUCCUUCCGAUGCACAAGCUUCAAACUGUGCCGCUUGCCAGAUAAUACAAGACUAGGGGUCUGGAUAAACGGGUCGAAUGUCAUGGUGCAGGCAAAUGGGUCCGCAGCUAGAGACUGGAGAGCAGCUUGCCUGGCUGAGAGCUGCUUUGAGAAGUUUGCCACAUCUAAAAGGACUGGCCUACUGCACUCCCUCUAUCAGAUCCAUGAAUCGGAAUCUGGAAAUGCCACAAGCUGUGGUCUGUGUAAUCGGUUUCGAGCUAGAGCAGCUCUUGGAACCACCAGAUAA
This is a messenger RNA of Fusarium mangiferae, 2271 nucleotides long. RefSeq lists its product as uncharacterized. The coding region runs from base 1 to 2271 and encodes 756 amino acids. NCBI's taxonomy places the organism in Eukaryota, Fungi, Ascomycota, Sordariomycetes, Hypocreales, Nectriaceae. The transcript has 3 exons. The record is from RefSeq and is a predicted model, not a curated record.